AUGUUGCCGGGCCAGAUACACAAGGCCAGACAAAGUGGCCACACGGACGGUAUUUUUAAUUCCGCAGCUAUUUACGUGCAAGGGGGGCUGAAGAAAGGAAAGCAGGGGUCUCCAGCCAGGGCGGCGCCCGUCUCAGCCUCCCCGCGCCCCGAACCCCAGCCCCAGCCCUCCGCACCCACCUGCUUUCCGGGCGCGGGUAGCGCGCAGUUUUGCGGACGCGCACGUGGACGCCUGCGCCCCCGGAGUCCAGGCGGAGGCGCCCCAGGCCGGGCGGGCGGGCGCGCGAAGUGGAGGGCCGGGGUGGGCGCUCGCGGCGGCCGCUCGAGGCUAAGGCUGGGCCCGCGGGGAAGCCGCCCGGGACCUCCCGCCGAGGCUCGGCGCCCGCCCUCGGCAGCACGCGGGGCGCGGGGUGCGCGGUCUUUGCCCUGCGCGGACCCCGGAGGCCCGGCCGAGGCCGGCGCGCGGCGGGGCAGUCCUUGGGACUCAGGAGCUAUGUUCAUGUUUGUGGCGAACAUGUUCCGUUCAGCGCAAAGAAUCCAAAUGUGCCUCCUUUCCAGCUGGAUGGAUAAUGAGCACUUUCUAUGCCCAGGAUUUUGA
Mustela erminea (ermine) is the source of this 597-nucleotide messenger RNA. Its product is annotated as translation initiation factor IF-2-like. Lineage: Eukaryota; Metazoa; Chordata; Mammalia; Carnivora; Mustelidae. The transcript is spliced from 3 exons. Bases 1 to 597 code for a protein of 198 amino acids. The record is from RefSeq and is a predicted model, not a curated record.